GUCUCCCCGCCCCAUAAAGGGUCCAUGGACGGGAUGCAGGGUCCUUAGUCACUGCCGCUAAAUGGAGGGGUGAAGCCUGGUGCGCGUGAUUCCGUCUUCUAUAAUUGAACAACGGCUGCUUGUGGCUGUUCACAAACGACACUGUCACGCUCAGCGCGCAGCACUCUGACCGAACUUGUGCGACAGGAGCGUCUUGACGAGAAUGGCAUGUGUCGAUAUGCAACGUCACUCCAUCUACAACGAUGAACCGUGUAGGCGACAGCGAAAGACCAAGACACUCUGCUGAUGUCACGGGAAGCUAGCUGGCAGGCUGGACAACCCGAGCUGCGUUGCAUCAAGAGAUGAAGCACAGCGUGUCGCGGAGGCUGUCCUUCGAAAGAUGGCUCGACUCCACCUCAUCAAGGCACCAACCACUGAGCUGGCAACCCAUGACAUCGCCAACAUUUUCCUUGCACAACCACGGCGAUCUGGCGUCUCGGCAAGCGCCAUCGUCUCCGCAUGCAGCUGAACCAAUGCAUCCUUGUCGCACGUCAUUCCCACGCGUCUGCCAGGACUGACAACUCAGGUCAACUGCCUGCAAGUACAUCACCAAUUCUGCUACCCUCACCUCGCCCCCGUCUCGUGCAAAACAAUCCCCUUCUGACUUCCGCCCUCCCAGACAACCAUCCACCUGCCAAGCCUACAGCUACAGUCAAAAUGGGUCCCCCAUCCGCAACCGCAAUGGCCGGCCGGGCCUGGCAACGCUCUCAAGAAUCCGAACAAGACUACGAAACUCGAACCGCUGGCCAUUUCCCUGAAUUCGAAGCCGAUAUGCCUAGGCUCUCCCACCGCUUUCAGUUCUCUCUCAAGGACAACCUUUCAUCUUAUCUUGGCCGUAAUAAUCCCUUCUUCUCCAACGUGAACCCGGAGACGGAUUAUGUUUGGUUGCUCGACAAUACGGCAUACCAGAACCGGAUUGGCCGUUGGAAUGCUGAAUUCGUAGCUGCCUACUUCAGAAAGGGCAGUGGUAAGGACCUGUCAGAGGUCGUAGCGUGGGUCAGUGAGAAGCUAGGCCUAGCGGAUGAUUGCGAGGAGAGGAAGACGGUUGCAAGACGAUUGACACCCUUGUUGGACUCGAUUCUGCCCGCACACGCCGUCACCAUCGACCUCCAAGGCGUGAAUGCUAGACUUGGACCGAGUGGGCGAGACGGUAUCAGUUCGGACGAGCUAUCUGUGCCUGGUUCAGACUACCAAGACAAUCAAAUCGUCACUUCACAUGCAAUCAACGCCGAUGCGACGUCCCUCACAACUGUUUUCGCAAAGCCAAAGGGCUGGGCCAUCAUCAGCGACAUCGACGACACCAUCAAGAAGACGCUAACCCCAUCUCCCGUCGGUAUUCUGCAGACCACAUUCGCCGACGAACCCGAAGUAAUCCAAGGCAUGCCAGAGCUCUACAAGCAUAUGGUCACCGCCCUCUCCACCCCCGCAUGGUUCUACCUCUCCGCCUCCCCCUACAACCUCUACCCCUUCCUGCACACCUUCCGCUCAACCUACUAUCCGCCCGGCACCAUGAUCCUACGCGACGCCUCCUGGAUGAACCUCGCCGGCUUCCUCGCCGACCUGACCCAGGGCACCGAGGCCUACAAAGUCGACCGCAUCGAGAAAAUCCACGGCUGGUUCCCCAAACGCAAAUUCAUCUGUAUCGGCGACUCGACACAGUCGGAUCCCGAGGCAUACGGCGAAGCGUACCGCAAGUUCGGCAAGUGGAUUGGCGCAAUUUACAUCAGGAAGGUCAUGGGUGUUGAGGGCAUGAAUGAGCAGAUGAAAAAUGCGCCGGAGCGCUUUGAGAAGGCGUUCAAGGGCGUGCCGAGGGAGUUGUGGCAUGUGUUUGAGGAUCCGAAGGAGCUUUAUGCGAGGGUCGAUGCGCUGGUUCAGUCGUAAACCGGGUGUUGGGCGGGGUUUGUUGAGAGGGCGUUCUUGCUUGGCGUGAUACCAGUGUGAUGGCUGCUUUUUAGUAUGGUGGUGGGUGUUUGGCGUGUUGUUUUCUUCUUUCUAUAUUUCGCUUCGGUGGUAUGGGUAGACGAUUUACUAUAGUCUAUAUACUAGGCUGUUGUCUAUCUAAGUUCAGGCGUGUAAAAUACUCCUAAAGCCGAGAUGAUGUAGAGACAAAUGAAGUUGCCUGGCACGCCGCAAAUGAAAGAC
Dothidotthia symphoricarpi CBS 119687 is the source of this 2181-nucleotide messenger RNA. Its product is annotated as actin filament organization protein-like protein App1-like protein. Gene Ontology annotation, molecular function: phosphatidate phosphatase activity. Bases 499 to 1920 code for a protein of 473 amino acids. The transcript has a single exon. Gene Ontology annotation, cellular component: actin cortical patch. NCBI's taxonomy places the organism in Eukaryota, Fungi, Ascomycota, Dothideomycetes, Pleosporales, Dothidotthiaceae. The record is from RefSeq and is a predicted model, not a curated record.